This is a messenger RNA of Venustampulla echinocandica, 501 nucleotides long. RefSeq lists its product as uncharacterized. The coding region runs from base 1 to 501 and encodes 166 amino acids. The transcript is spliced from 3 exons. NCBI's taxonomy places the organism in Eukaryota, Fungi, Ascomycota, Leotiomycetes, Helotiales, Pleuroascaceae. The record is from RefSeq and is a predicted model, not a curated record.
AUGUCGCAACCAGAUGUCCCAGACGUGGGGACACAGGAGAACCCUCCUCCAAGUACCGAUAUAUCAACCGAAACGUACCAACCAGCAAUCCAGCAACAACUAGGGACCACAACGUCUGUACCGACUCCAUCAGUUCCCGUCCCCGAAACGAGGGACAUUGUGAUGAGCGAUAGCACUCCGGAUAGACCAGCUUCUCCUGCAAACGCAAUGGGCGUAACGAAUGUUCCCAGUCCCGUUCCCCCAAGAACUGGUACCCCGGGACGCAAUACAAAUGGCAACGACGCAACCUCGCGAGCAACUUCACAGCACCCCGAUCCCGCCCCUACGAUCCCGAAAGAGGCGCCACCUCAUGGCGCGCCUACAAGACAGUACCUUAAUAGCAAAGUUACGGGUGUGCUGCUAGAUGGAAUGAAGCACGUAGCGAAAGAGCAACCUAAGGAUCCUUUACGAGUGCUGGGAGAGUACCUACUACAGAAGUCCAGAGAAUUGGAGGGGACGUAA